Messenger RNA from Polistes canadensis, 9185 nucleotides. RefSeq names its product centromere-associated protein E (gene e(y)3). Lineage: Eukaryota; Metazoa; Arthropoda; Insecta; Hymenoptera; Vespidae. The coding region runs from base 302 to 8518 and encodes 2738 amino acids. The record is from RefSeq and is a predicted model, not a curated record. The transcript is spliced from 9 exons.
GGAAGAAAAAAAUGAAAUAUCUGAAAAUAUACAAACAGAAAACGACUCGAAUGUAUUACUUAUAAAUAAUCAAUUAGAAGAAACAUAUUCGAAAUCUAAUAAUGAAUUUGAAGAUACACAAACGUUAGAAAAUAAAUCGAAUACAGGAAAUAAGAAUUUAGAAAAAUGCAAUGCUGAACAAAUAAGCUCUAUUGAAACAGAUGAUUGUGUUAAAGAACAAAACAAAAUUUGGAAUAUAUCUGAAAUUGAAAAUAUCAAUUGUACAGAAGUAAUAAAUGUAACUGUUCGAAAUAAUAAUAGUAUGAACAAAACAGAAGAUAUUCAAUCAGAUUUAAUACUACAAACAGAUAAAUUAGAACCAGUAAAAGAAGCAAAUGAAGAAGAAAAUUCAACAGAAUUUUCUACUACUCUUAAUUUGAUUGAUCCAAAAACAAUAUCUAUUAAUACUGAAACUCUUGAUUCAACAUACACAGAGUCAAAUAUUACAAGCACAAUAACAUCGUCGGUUAUUUCAGAAGAAGACAUUUCUAAUAAUGAUAUUGAUCCUAAUUAUGUAGAAAAUUUAAUUGAAUCUAGUUUUAGUUCUAAAGAUAAUAUCACAGAAAAUUCAUUGGUCGAAAGUAGUCAUUCUUCAGAUAACAAUAAACCUUCAACAUUUACAGACACUGCGGAAUCUGCCAUGGAAACAUUGGAUGUAUCUGAAUUUAAAUCAAAGCCUGAUUGCAUACUUCCUGAUGAUCCGGAAGUAUUAGAUACUUGUGUAUUUCAAAUAGAAAAGAAUCAUUCUUCUAAAAAUAUUACCAUUUUAAACGAAUCUAUAGAAUCAGUGCAAAAUGUGAUCGAUAAAUCUGAUAAUAAAAUUGAUACAAUUUCUGAUUCUGACAAAAACGCAAUCAAUGAAUUUCAAGACACAAAUAAAAUGGAAGAAAAUGAUAAAAAUGAUGUGGAUACAGAGCAAAGUUCAUUUCAAGUACCUAUACAACAAAUUGAUGAAGUUUCAUUAAUAGAAACUGAUAAUAAAAAUAGUAAUUCUGAACAAUUAAUUAAAAUAGAAACUGAAAUUCAUGAAAUAAGAGAAGAAAAACAACAAAUUCAGGAUAUAUGUACAUUUGUAGAAGAUAUGGAUAAAGAUKAAAUUUMASMWAAAWUAWUGGAUGAUAAUAAGRCAUCCUUUUCUUUGGAAGAAGMUAAAAUAAUGGAUGAUAAUAAGRCAUCCUUUUCUUUGGAAGAAGAUAAAAUAAUGGAUGAUAAUAAGACAUCCUUUUCUUUGGAAGAAGAUAAAAUAAUGGAUGAUAAUAAGACAUCCUUUUCUUUGGAAGAAGAUAAAAUAAUGGAUGAUAAUAAGACAUCUUUUUCUUUGGAUGAAGAUAAAAUAAUGGAUGAUAAUAAGACAUCCUUUUCUUUGGAAGAAAAUAAAAUAAUGGAUGAUAAAAUAAUAGAUGACAAAAUAAUAGAUGAUAAAAUAAUGGAUGAUGAAAUAAUAGAUGAUAAAAUAAUAGAUGAUAAAAUAAUAUGUGAGACAAAUGAAGAAAAAGAUAUAGUGUCCCCAAAAUUAUUAGAUGACAGUAAGAAAUUAUCAUUUUCUCUCGAAGAAAAUAAAAUAAUAGAAGAUAAAAUAAUAAACGAGACAAGUGAAGAAAAUUGUGAUAUAGAAAAUACAUCCAACAUAGAUGACAUAAAAUAUAAUAAAAUUUUGAAGAAUAAUGAGCCUAUAGUUGAUAGAAAGGAAAACUUGGAAGAAGUUAAUAAUGAAGAUCAAAUAGAUCAAAGUAAAAAGAUAUUGGAAAAGGAAAUGGAUUUGAUUACAGAUAUGGAAAAAAUAGAUUUGUCUAUUACAGAAUGUACAUCUAAUAUCGACGAAAAUAUUACAACAGAAGAUAUAAAAGAAGUCAGUCAAGAACCGAAUGACAUACUAGAAUUGAAUGUUUCUACUUCUUUCAAAAGUACGAAUACUGAUUUUCAAAAUAUAUUACAAAAAGAAGAGAAGGAUGGAACUGUAGGAAUGCUAUUAUGCAAAACUAAUGAUCCUAUUUCUAUGUUAUCAGAAAGCUCUGUUUUAUUAAUGAAAAAAGAAAAUGAAGAAGAUAGUAUACAAAAUUCUAUUUCAGAAAAUAAUCUGAUAAAUAUUCUUGAUGAUACACCUAAAGUGACAGAUAUGUUUUCAGAAGAACAAUGCCCAAAUACUCAAGAUAUUGUGGAAAGUAUUUUAGAUAAUGUAACGGAUGUAGCUGAUCUUAAACAUCUUUUAAGUCCUGAAAAUAAUACAAGAAAUGGAAGUGACGAUGAUCUUCAGCAAUCUGUGGAAUUAGCAACAGUGGAAAAUGAAGAUAAAGAAUUAGUUGAAAAAUUGUCUGAAGUAUCAUCUGAUAUAUUGAAUAAAGAAAUAGAAGAUCCAAUAGAAGCAUCGAACUUAGACUCACUGGAAGAAUUAUUAGAUCUUGAUUUAAUACCUGAAAGUGAAGAAGUAGCAAUGAAAGAUGAAAAAGUAGACAAAAUACAAGAACAAGUAGAAACAAUAGAUAAAAAUGUAAAUAUAGCACUUUUCCUUCAGCAGCCUGAAGAAGUAUCAUCUAUACCAGAAAAUUCAGAUUAUAUAGAUCACGUUAUUAAUAAUUGUUUAACGGAUGGAAAUGAUGUAUCAUUGGAAGAAACAACUGAUAAAAUAAAUAUUAAAGAAUGUGACCAAGAUAAAGAAAAUGUAGAAUGUAAACCAAAAGAAUUAUUGAACAUCAAUGAUAAUACAAUAACUGCUUCUUUAAAUAAACAUUCAGAUGAUAUAAAUUUACAAAAACAACUGGAUGUAGAUAAUUCUUUACAAGAUAAUAAUCUUAAUAUGGAUUAUGUUGGAAAUUCAGUGGAAUCUGUAGAACAUUUAGGAGAAGAAACUUCUAAAUUAGAAAUUUCGCAAGAUAUCCUUUUAGAAAAUAUAAAUGAAGAUGAAGAACAUCUGAAUGGGAUUUCUCUUGAUAUAGACAGCAAUCAGGCCGCUCCAGAUAUUUCAGAAUUAGAAUCUGCUGUAAAAUUUUUACAAGAGUCAGAAGAACAAACAGUAGAUUCUCCUUUACAAUUUUCUCCAAAAAUGGUAGAAAAUGUUGUUAAUGAUAUAUCAAAACAAACAAACUCAAAUAUUUUUGUACAGGAUGAAGACAUGUGUAAUGAUACUUCUGAAUUGGUAGUUGAAUUACAAGAAAUUACUUCUGAUUCUAUUUCUAUAUCCGAAGCUGAGAUUAUAUCAGAAGCCGCAAAAUUAGAAAAUGAACGGAAACUUGCUGAACAAAUUAAAGUAAAUACUUGUAUAUCUAAUAUUGAAGAAAAUGAAUUGAAAGAAGAUGAUUUGAAAGAAAAUGAAUUGAAGGAAGAUGAUUUGAAAAAAAAUGAAUUGAAAGAAAAUCAAGAAAAAAUAGAGAAUGUUCCUUCAACAAUUGGUACUUAUUUUAACACAACUACAGAUAAAGUAUCUAAUAGACAAAUAUUGUCUAGUGUAACUGCACCCAGUACAAGCUCUGCAAAUUCAAAAAUAACAGAUAGAAUGGCUAUAGUAGCAGAGUCUAUUCCUAAAAUUUCAAUUUUAGAAGAACGUUUGAGAGAACCACCAAAAAUAGAAAUUCCUACAACAGACAUAACAAAGAUGUGUGAAACAUUAACAGGUACAAAAGACAGUCUUCUAAUACCAAAAGAUGCAAAAUUGUCGGCCUAUCAAAAAAUGUUAGAAUCACCAAAAUCAGUUGAUAACAGAGAAUCAAAAAUUGUAGAAACACCUAAAAAAGAAGUGGAAAGACAUGAUUUUGAAAAUGUUGGAUCUCCAAGAAUAAUACUAAAGAUUGCUAAAUCUGCAAUUGCAGAAUGUGCUGAACCGAGAUCACCCAAAAGUCCAAAAAUUCGAUCGGCAACUAAUUCACCAAAUCCGGAAGAUAGUCCAGGUCAAAAAUUAGGGAAAAUUAAAUUAAAGCUUUCAAAAGGUGGACAUCCUUCUAUAAUAUCAAAUGAGAAUGUUGAAGAUGUCAGUCAAUGGCAUACUGAGAGUGCAUCAUCAUUAUCUCCUAUUGGUAUGAAAAUUAAAUUAUCAAAGACAGGAGAUGCUUCAAUUUUACCAACUGAAAAAUACGAAUCUAUGGAUGAUAUAAAAGAAAUAAAGCAUAAAUUUGAAGAAAUUAAAAGAACAGAAUCUCCGUUAGGAAUGAAAAUCAAAUUAUCCAAAACUGGUGAUGCUUCCAUUGUGCAACAAGAUUCAAAAGAUAUUACAACAAAAUAUAAAGAAAAAUUAGAUGUUAUGCAGGGAAGCCCAAAAAGAACAGAUUCACCCAUAGGAAUGAAAAUUAAACUUUUAAAAACUGGAGAUGCAUCCAUUGUACAACCGGAAAAACAAGAAAUAUUUGAAGAUCAUAAAGAUGGAAAAUUAAAAGAAAAAGCAGAUAUUAUUUCUGAUCCACCAAAAAGAACUGAAUCUCCAAUUGGAAUGAAAUUGAAAUUAUCAAAGAGUGGAGAUGUAUCUAUUGUAUCCCCUGAUUUAAUAGAUGAAGGAAAAGAUAUAAUAGGAAAAUCGAAAGACAGACAUGAAGCUUCUCCAGAAAUUCCUAAACGUACAGAUUCUCCAAUUGGAAUGAAAAUUAAAUUAUCGAAAAUAAAAGGUGGGGCAUCUAUAAUUUCCAUAGAUAAUAAUCCGGAAGAAAUAAAAGAAAAAGUAGAUAUUUCUGAUAUACCAAAACGAACAGAAUCUCCUUUUGGAAUGAAAAUAAAAUUAUCAAAAAGUGGAGAUGCAUCUAUUAUACAUUCAGAAGUUUCAGAUGACAUGCAAGAAAUUAAACAAAAAGAAAAAGUAGAUGUGUCCCAAGAUACAACAAAAUGUGCAGAAAUUCCAUGUGGAAUGAAGAUUAAAAUGAUGAAAUAUGUAGAAACAUCUGUGGGUAUACCAGAAUUGAUAGAUCAACAUGAAAGUAGUCAUGAUGCAUCUCAAAAAACAGAAUCUAUCGGUAUGAAAAUCAAAUUUUCAAAAUCUGGAGAUGCAUCAAUAGUUCCUCCUGAUAAGCAAGAACAAGUAGAUGAUCAUAAGAGCAAAGAAACAUUACAAGACUUACCUAAGCAAACAGAAUCUCCAAUUGGAAUGAAGAUUAAACUUUCAAAAACAGGAGAUGCUUCUAUAAUACAAAAAGAAGUAAUAGAUAAUAAUACCAACAAAAUUAUCAACAAAUCUGAUAUAGAAUAUCAAAAAAAUUGUGAUAUUUCUGCAUGUGGGAAAACGAAAACAUCAAAAACUAUUGAUGCUUCUUUAUUAACAGAUUCUGAGAAAAGAGAGAAACAGCCAAAACGGAAAGAAAUUGAAUCUCCGUUAGAAAUGAAAAUAAAAUUAUCGAAAACUGGACAUCCAACAAUUGUAUCUUGUGAAACUCAUGCUGAUUCUGCUCUUAAAUCUAAAGAUACUUUAGAAACUACGCAUAGUUGUGCUCAUAGAUAUAAAGAGUCUGUGUUACACAAAGACUCACCACUGAAAAUCCUUAAAACUGGACAUUCAACAAUUAUGCAAAGUACUCGUUCUGAAUUAACUAUUGAACCGGUACAAAUACAAGGAAUAAAAAUGGAAAAUUCUAUUGAAUUGUCUUCUAAGCGAAAAGAUAUAACAAUAUCACCAAUUGAGGUAAAAAAAUCAAAAUUAGAAACGCAGUUGUCACAAAUUCUACCAGAAGUUACUAUUCAACCGGUUAUAUCUAGAGAUCAAAAGCAAUUAUUAUUUGAUCCAAAAACAAGUUUAAUUAGUCGUCAACAAAUGAAUGUCAUAAGCCAAGAAAUCAGUAUUACACAAGUAAGACCAUCUAAACAAGUAGAUGUUUCUAUGAGCGACAAGCUAAAGGAUAUGUUAAGUAAAAAUGUUGCUAGUUCUCCAAUUGGUUCAGAUUGUGAAAUAAUUGAACACAGGCCUGAAUUAAUAAUUGUUAAUGAAAAUUCCAACUCUAGUCAAGAUGUUAUGAUAAUAGAAGAAGUUCCAGCAAUUCGAAUGCCUGAAGUUAAAAUGCCCAAAAAACGAGGUAGACCACGUAGAAAUCCACUACCACCACUCAUACAUACUCCAACGCAGAUAUUAAUACCUCGAGAUCCAUUAGCUUUGGAUGAUGUACCACAAGUUGUUCAAUUGGAACACAGAGAAAAUGAAAGACCUAGGAGAACAUGUAGAAAUCAAAAAAGUUAUGCGCCACCUAAAAGAGGACGUGGUAGAGGUCGUGGAAAGAGAAAGUUAGACAAUCCAGAUCUUCCACUUAGUAAGAAAUCCAGAGUGGAACAAGAUUUGAGUGCAAUAGAAGCUUCUACAAUGGCUAUAAUCACUUUAGAUGAAUCUUCAAAACAAGAACAGGCUUUAAGAAAAUCAUCUGAAUUAUAUAAAGCUCUUAAACAACCCCCUAUAGAUAUUAAAAGUAUAAACCCUAUGUGUAAAAUUGAAAAACAAUCUUUGUUAACAGUUCGAAAAGAUGGUGUAAAACAAAUGGAUAUUCCCAAAAUUACGAUUUUAGAUUCCAAUGUUAAUACUCAAUUAGAAUCUGUUAUGGGAUCAAGUAUGGAAGAAGAAAAAAUAUUAGUAAAAUCCACAAUGGGAUCAACAUUAUUAGAUUGCAAAGGUAAUAAAAAAGAAUUGGCAAAUAUAAUGCCUAAAAAAGAACAGAAAACUACAGAAAAGACUCUUACUGAUAAAAUUAUUGAAAAAGCAGUGGAAAAUGCAAGAUCUACUGGACAUGAAAGUAAGGAAAUGCUUAUACCUCCUGGACAUCCUAAUUGGCUAACACCAACAUCAAAAAGACAAACAGAAGCUACAUCCAAAAAUGAACCAGUGCCUUCUUUACAAGUUAUCGAUGAAGAAACAAGAAUGAGUGCAGAGUCUAAUUCAAGAUCUCAAACACCGGCAAGAAAUAUAUCAACACAAGCAUCUGAAACAAUAAUUAAUGAAGAGUCUCAGGGAAGCGUACUUAGUACAGCAACUACUGAAUCUGAGAAAGUCAAAGUAAAGAAUCGAAGAAUGGAAAUUAAUUUUGAUCCUGAUGAAGGUCCCUUUACUGUUGAUAAAAUAGCAGAAUAUGAAUGGCCUCUAGAUCGUAAAGGAGAAACAUUUAUGAUACAAGAACAAAUAUCACAGUAUUUAGGCGUGAAGUCAUUUAAAAGAAAAUAUCCAGAUUUAAAGCGUAGAAUGGUUGAUAUGGAGGAGAGAAAUUAUUUAAGAGAAAAUGGGUUAGUUAGCGAAGCAAUGUGUGAUAUGGGUUUAACAGCAGUUUGCAGUUCAGAAGUAUUAGAUGUAAUGUGUAGCGAUUUUCCUGAUCAAUAUGAGGAGUAUCGAAAACAUAUGCGAGAAAAACAAGUUAAAGAACAUUCUAAAAAGCAGAAAGAAUUAACAGCAGCAGCAAAUGCUGAAAGAAACAGAAUAGAUUUAGCAGAAAUGGCAAUACAGUCUGCUUUGUCAUGGAAUAUUAGUUUAAAUAAAUCUCGUAAAGAAAACAGAAAAUGCAGUUUAGAUUUGCAGACUUUCACUAUUCAUGUGCCAAAGAAACACCAUAAGCUUGAUACAGAUCGAAAGAUAAGUCAUUAUCCUGUAGCUUUGAUACCAGGUCAAUAUACUGAUUAUUACCGAGAAUACACACCUGCUGAAUUGAGAUAUUAUCCACUUAACACCGUUUUGUAUGGUCCUAUGCGACCAAACGAACGUAAGUUUGAUAGUCAAUCAGAAGGAUCACAAAGUGAUAGUGAUAGUGAUUCUUCAACUGACGAUUCAAGUUCUACCUCCAGUGAAGGAACACAAGAUACAGAAGGGUCUCAAUCAACAAUGGACGAUGUAGAUAUGGAAAUAAGUAACCAAAAGGAAGAAACUAAAUUGAAAUGUAAAAUGUGCUUAAAAAUGUUAAAUAAAAAUGGCAAAAAUGAAGUAUUAAUACAAUGUGGGACUUGUAAUGGAAAUGUUCAUCCAUCAUGUAUAGAAUUAACAUUGGAUAUGGUUCCGCAUAUUCAAUCUUAUGCAUGGCAGUGUACCGAUUGUAAAACAUGCGCUCAAUGUCAUGAUCCAGCAGAUGAAGAUAAAAUGUUAUUUUGUGAUAUGUGUGAUCGUGGAUAUCACAUAUAUUGUGUUGGUCUUCGACGAGUACCGGUUGGAAGAUGGCACUGUCAAGAAUGUGCUGUAUGUGCAAAUUGUGGUUCAAAGGAACCUGGAGGUGCUAAUUCUGAUAGAAACAGUGUAGCACAAUGGCAACAUGAAUAUAAGAAGGGUGAUAAAAAUACUCGUGUUUAUGUUUCCACAUUGUGUGUUCCAUGCUCAAAGCUAUGGCGAAAGGGUCGCUAUUGCCCACACUGCAGUCGCUGUCAUACUGCCUCAAGACUCGACCUGGAGGCAAAUCUAGUACAUUGCAGCGCAUGUGAUAAAUAUCUGCAUUUAGGUUGCGUGGAGACCAAAGGACUGGGAUUUGAUAAAAAGAAUUAUUUAUGCGAUUUCUGUGCUCCAAAUCGACAACCAUUAAUAAAGCCUUUAGUAUCAAAAGUAUUCAAGACAUGAAAAUAUCAUUUCUUUAUGUAAGUUAUCUUUUUUUUUCAUAUAUGAAGAAUAAACCUUGCAUUUCAAGCAUCAAACUAUAUUUGUUGGCAAUAUGUAAUAAUGAAAAGUUCUCAUUUUUAUUCUCUAUUCAAUUUCUUAUAUUUGAUGAAAAAGCUAAAUGUAUAUAUUUAUGCGUUUGUAAGUUAUAUACUCUAUUUGUAAAAAUUUUUUAUUUUAUUGUAGAAUAACAUGUACUUUUACUUAUCAAACUUGUAUAUUCAUUAAAAUUGAUCCAUGAUAAUAUCAAAUAACGAACUAUGUUCUCUAUAAAAUGAUUAAGGAGCACCACUAGUGUGACCGCCUGAAAAAAAGGUGAUGUUUGGGAAUUCUUUUAAAACAUUUUGUUGAUAUAUAAUUAACAAAUCAACACAUUAUAAAAUAAUAUAAUUUUCUGUGCAAAAUAGCUAUUAAAUUGAAAGAAUUACUCUCAUUUAGUUAAGAAUGUUAGAUUUUAUAAAUAAGUGAUAUGUAGUUUGAAAAUAUUCUUUAUGGUUAAUAGAAUUAUAAAUUAUAUUAUUAAAACAUUUUCAUAGACUGCAUGUAGUCAUUAAACCUAGUUUUACAAUAAUGCAAUAUUAGCAUUUUUAUUCUGAAAUUAUAAGGUGCUAUUGUGAGAUAUAUCAUUAUU